UUCCCAUCCGUCACGCCUACCGCUGCUGCUCCCGUUGCUCCAGUUGCUAGCAAUUCUUUCGGUAAUGGAGUUGGCUUCUCCCAAAACGCUCCUCUUCCGCCUUUCCCGAACGACUUCAGCCAAUCCCCCGGCUCAGCACCACGACCACCAGCUGCACAAGCUGCAAAAACCGUGCAAAAAGAGCGAGUGGAAGAAUUACCAACAAUCAACGUCAGCGAUGAGAAGAAAAAGGGAGUUUACAAAGCCGACCCAUUGCCUAAAUCGGAAGUGUCCACUGAGGAAACGUUACCCAUCCUCGGAGCUAGUCCUCCAAUGACUAUCAAAACUAAACAAGGUGGAAUUAGAACAUUCUUGGAAAACAACAAGAGACUUGUCGUCGAGGAUUCCGACUUGACCGAAGGUGGAACAAAACGACGAGACUCUCUGUCUUGUCCUAAUGGUUUGCAAGAACUUCGUUACGCUGAUGGUCGUCCUGUAAUGUGCUUGCCAGGGAAGAAUCAGUGCCCAGAGAAAUCAGUUUGCUACUUCAAUGGAGUAGACUUCUUCUGUUGUCCUAACUCCGAAGAUCCCUAUGACAAGCAUGUCUUUGGAGGUGAGUUCAAACUUCUUCGCUCUCCGUGA
Molecule: messenger RNA, 621 nt
Organism: Cylicostephanus goldi
Lineage: Eukaryota; Metazoa; Nematoda; Chromadorea; Rhabditida; Strongylidae
Source: the annotation of a GenBank genome assembly